GUGUCGCUGUAGAGCUCGCGCGCACAGUUAAAAUGGCGUCGGGUGCCAUUUCAGCAGAGACUAAGAAGAUUACAGAUUUACGCGUUGUAGAUCUCAAAUCAGAGCUCAAACGAAGAAAUUUGGAUAUCACUGGUGUGAAAAAUAACCUCGUUGCAAGAUUGAAGCAGGCUAUAGAAGAUGAAGGUGGCGAUCCAGACAAUAUAGAGAUCGUUGUCUCGGCUGACACACCCACGAGAAAACAAGCCAAAUCCAAAGGAAAGAAGACAAACCUGGACACAGACACCACAAUGGAAGAGGAAUCCUUCUCAAAGGAUACUGAGGAGGAGGAAUCUGAAAAAGAUGUAACUGAUACUGAUGAUGCUACUCGUGAAAAUUCUAAAACCUUCUCCUGUGAAGACGGCCUUGCAGAGCCCGAGGCAGGGGCAGAGCCUGAUCUUAAGGCUGAGGUGGAGCCUGACCCUGAUGCAGAGAUUGAGGCAGAGAGAGAAGCUGAGCUUGAAGUCCCAGUGAUGGAAGCCUUGGAGAGCGAACCUGCUCCUGAACCCGUAAAAGAAGUUGAGGAAGACAAUAUAUCCGUCACCAUCCAGGCUGAAGAUGCCAUCACACUGGAUGUGGAUGGCGACGACCUCCUGGAAACAGGUAAACAUGUGAAACUUCCAGAUUCUGAGACAGACAAGGGCUGUGAAGAAUCUGAGGCCUCUGCUGAGAUGGGGCAGGACACAGACUCGCUGACCGAAGCUAUAGAUGUCAACAAAGAUGGUAAGAGGGAUGACGUCCUGUCUGACACUGCCAAGAAGGACAGCAGAGAGGCCUCGAAGAAAGGAGAAACGGGAGACAAAGAAAAGGAUUCUGGGAAGAAAGGCCCCUCUUCAACUGGGGCAACAGGUCAAGCAAAGAGCUCUUCAAAAGACAGAGAUGGAAAGACUACAAAAGAUGAGAAAGGAGGCAGCAGCAGCACCAUCUCUACUCGAAAUCUGUGGGUGAGUGGCCUGUCCUCCAACACCAAAGCAGCUGAUCUUAAAAACCUCUUUGGCAAAUAUGGCAAGGUUUUUAGUGCUAAAGUGGUCACCAACGCUCGCAGCCCAGGAGCCAAAUGUUAUGGGUUAGUUACCAUGUCGUCCAGUGCAGAAGUGGCCAGGUGCAUCUCCCACCUGGACCGCACAGAGCUCCAUGGACAGCAGAUAUCUGUGGACAGGGUGAGAACUGACCCUUUCAAAAAGGACUUCUCAAAGAAAGAAGGUGAGGAGAAGACAAGUUCCACUAAAACUUCUGGAGAAAAGCGCACUCCAGCUGGAACAAAAACGUCUAGCAAGUCUCCAGCUUCAUCCAAGAAGGAAGAGAAAAAAUCAGAGAAACCCCCUGAGAAAGAUGCCAAAAAGCAAGACUCAAAAAACAACAGAUCUGAUGCACCAUCUUCUGACUCGGCAGCCAAUACGGCCAAAAAAGACGAAAAGAAAUAUGGACGAAAGAGUCCAGGCAAGAUGAUGCCGAUCGACUAUGGUAAAAGAGAGCAAAACUUCAAUAAAUCUCGUCCUCCUUUCAGAAGGGGUGGAAGAUUUGAGAAGCCUGGUGCACCCAAUACAAUGGGCAGAAGGCCCAGAUGGUUUAUACCACCUAAUGAGGUGGAGAUGAUGAAGAAAGGGAGACCCCUGCCUAACAAAGGUGGCAACAAGGACAUCCUGCCAUUUGAAAAGAUGAAGGAACAGCGGAUGCGUGAGCGCAUGGUCAGGAUGGAACGCGUUCGUAGGGCUAUGGAACUACGCAGACGGCGUGAAUUAGCGGAGCGGGAGCGGAUCCGUCUUCUGCGUGAGCGGGAGGAAAGGGAGAACCUGAUGAGAGAGCGGCAGAGGCUGGAGGUGGAAAGACAGAAGCUUGAACGUGAGCGCAUGGAGAGAGAGAGACUGGAGCGGGAGAGAAUCCGCAUUGAGCAGGAGCGACGCAAGGAAGCUGAGCGUUUGGCUCGUGAACGCGAGGAGUUAAGACGGCAACAGGAGCAGCUGCGUUAUGAGCAGGAGAAACGAAACAACUUAAAGAGGGGGCGUGACGUUGACCAAAGGAGGGAGGACCCUUACUGGAAUAGCAGUAAAAAGAUGCAGACUGGGCCAGAGGGGAGAAUCAGUCAGGGCUCUGACUACAACAGCCGCCAACAGAACCGCUUCAACAACUUUAAUCCCAGAGACCGCACCCGCUACCCUCAGACAUCAGCAGUACAAUCCAACAACUUUGAUAGGCGGAACCGUUUUGAAAAUGAAGCCGAUUCAAAGAAGAAUCGGCCUGCUCCACGUCGAGAAGGAUCGGGAUUUGACCGUUAUCCUAAAGAUUUUGAAACUGUGCGUAGAACGGAUCCACCACCUCCUCCCCGCUCUGAGCUGCGGGACAGCGACCGCCGUGAGAUCCGCGACCGUGACGAGCGUAGACCGGUGGCCAUGCCUGAACGAGCAGCCGGAGGCAGAGCGCCUCCAGUCAUUGCUCACUCCAGGACAUCCAGAGACGCUAGCCACACUGGCUGGAAGACUGACGGUGGAAUGAAUGCUAAACAAGGAGAUGUCGGAGGAGCAGUGCGGAUGCGUCCAGAGCGGCCAGGCAGAGAGGGGCCCGGUCCUGCCAUAAGAGGGGCAUCCUCAGCCAGCCGCGGCAGGACCAGUUUCAGCAGUCGAGAUGGAGGCAGACCUGUGGUUAUCGGAGAGCAGCAGCACUUUGGCAGUGGCAGGCAGGUGGUGGUGGAAAGGCAUGGGCGUGAUCAGGGCCCCAGGAAAGACUGGCAUGGGGCAGCGGGAUCACAAAGUGGGGGAUUCCCAGAUAACCGUCGAAUGGGAGAGAGUCGGCCUGGAAUUAUAGCAUCACACUCCAGCCAUUCCUCCUCUGGAAUAAACAGAAUUGUGCAGAUCACUAAUGUUCCCAUUGCUGGCGGCAGUGUAGGCUUCAAGCCUUUUAAAGGAAGGUUCUAGAAUUCAUUUUUUAUUUUUUGAAUUUUUGGUGUUUUUAACUGGCUGAACUAUAGCCAAAAGAUUGUUGUAAAGAUAAAGUUGGAGUUUGUUUUCUUCUUUGUAAAGAGCUUUGUUAGCGUACAUGUAGGUUUUUGUGCCCUAAACUGUUUUCUUGUGACCUGUAAACAACCUUUUGUGUACAUACAUGUUGUCUUGACAUAGUGUAGGUGCAACCUGUACAGCUUAUUUCUUAACCAGUGGAUAUGUAAUGUUAAAAAUUCCUGUCCCAGACACUAUUUUCUGCUUUGGGCAGACUUUUGUUGUGUGUGUGUGGGGCACUGGACAAAUCUCUUAAUUCCAUUAAAAUUUAAAUGUUUUUUUUUUUUUAAAUUGAGGAUUAUAACUGUUUCUGUAUGCUAUGGUUUGGUAUAUUGAGCUACACAAAAACUUUUGCAAGAUGAUCCCAAAUCUUUGAAGAUGGUGAGUGAAUAUUAAGAACACAAACCAGUAGACUUUACUGACCAGAUUUCCUUUAAUCAGACAUACUGUCCCUCGUCUAAGGCAUUUGUUACGGAAAUAUGUCCAUGUACUCUUUUGACAUUGUUGGGCUACACACAUUUUCGUUAUUAAUGAACAUUGCACGCCUUCUAUCCCAUAUUUUGUACAAUUUAUUUGUUUUGCGUAAAUAUACGAGUAUAAAGGAUAAAAAAUAGAAAUCGCAACGGGACUGCUCCAUCAGAUAAUUAACGUUAAACAUGCAUUACAACUGCAUUUCCAUGGACUAACCUGGUAAAUUGCAAUUCCAAGACAUUUUGUCAAGUGAAAUCUUUCCAGUAUCCAUCCUUUUGUGGCAGAAUAUGUAUGUGUGCCAAAAGUUAUUUUAAUAUCAAAGAACUGGGUGACAUUCAGAAAUAUAAUUACCCAACCAAGGUAAUGCCCUGUAUCUGAGUUCUGUCUAAAUUAUAAGCUCAGCCAAAAUCCCUAUCUUACUCUGCUUUCAUUACCAUUUCCUCAAUGGCACUAAGAUUUGAAAAUGUAGGAAUAAUAAAAUUAUAUUCAUGAGUCUUGCAAGCAUUUCCUAUCUGAAUGUAGGGAAAGGAGAAAAAAACUAAAUGGCAACAUUGAGUGAAACCAAAGCUCCUUAUCUUAUUGGAGCCCCAUAAAUAUUAGCCUUAUUGCAAAACAUGGGAUGUCAGACAAACCACCAGUUUUUCAUUUUGUAUAAAAAGAGGUAUCCUUAUCUAGUGCAUAAAGGACUAAAAUGGUCUAGGACACCUGUUUUCCACUACAAAUUCUACAUUUCAGUAUAUACCCCACUAACAAAUCAUUUCAAGCCCUAUGCGUAUAUUCUUGUGACAAUCCACACAUCUGUCAUGAACAAGAUUAUCUGAGUAGUAAAGGUUUAAAAUAGAGUACAAUACACCAGAAUAAAGUUAUAGGCAAUCAAUGCAAAUGACAUGAACAAGCUAAUGCACAGUGGAUUACAUAUUAUUUUGUGUGCUGGAGUCAUCUGUUAUUUGAUUGCAUUUGCAAUGUCCUUAAUCGCUCCUGUUUCAGACAUGCCACUGAUCAUAAGCACCUUGGAAUGUCCAUAUUAAAUCUGACCUGCAAGUACAACAGUUAGCAAGCACUUUAUGACAAAGUUUGACAGUCACUCCACACAGUCCCUCUUUCACAAAUGCAGUGAAUCAUAAUUUAAUCAGAAGUGAAUGUCAGCUUUCCAAAAUUGCCACUGUUUAUAUUUGGAAAAACUUUCCAAGUUUGGUUUUGAUGGGUGAUUUACCAGUUCCAGACACAUUAUGCACCAUUUUAGCACACAAUGCCCAGUACAAAACCUGUAAGACAUCUUUCUCCCAGCUCUAUAGUGCCUAGCUUGUGCUUCCUAGUAUGACACCAGUCAGAGGUGAUACAAGCUUGCUGAUAUUUAUGAAUCCAUUUCUAUGGUUCCUGUAGUGUGAAAUGAAAUGACAAAAAUAAAAAAUACAAUGACUAA
Molecule: messenger RNA, 4920 nt
Organism: Myxocyprinus asiaticus (Chinese sucker)
Lineage: Eukaryota; Metazoa; Chordata; Actinopteri; Cypriniformes; Catostomidae
Gene: sltm
Product: SAFB-like, transcription modulator
Exons: 20
Coding region: 33-2948 (971 amino acids)
Biological process (GO): regulation of transcription by RNA polymerase II; regulation of mRNA processing
Cellular component (GO): nucleus
Molecular function (GO): sequence-specific DNA binding; RNA binding
Source: RefSeq, a predicted model, not a curated record